AUGGUUAUCGGCUACUUUCUUCUCGCAAUAUUCAUUAUAAUAAUAUAUAGCCUCACACAUGAUAACAGUCGGUACUACGCAACUGCAUCUGCAAUCCGGCAGGUAUGGACUGGGGACUGCCGCCUGGGGUGCCAGGCCAGCACCUACAGCGAUGUGAGCGGCCUGAGUGCCCUCGAGGCACCCCCUACGGGGACCCAGAGGGAAGGCUGUGUUUGCGAGUCCUGCCCCUGCGCUCUUAUUGAGGACUUCCUCAAAAAAUGCGGGCCAGCCACUCAACUGUACACUGCUUCGGUAGACGCGGCAUCUGAAUACUACAACAAUUUGGCCAAAAAGUUUCAAGAGGUAGUUGAGAAAGCAUCGAGAGUGCUGCAAUGUCGCACAUCUUGCCGACGACAAGCGCAGAUGGUGGACUCCCGGUCUAAUUUCGAUUCUAACGAAGACUUCACAAUGGUAGAGAAGACUGAAGAGAACCAAAGAAGUGCGCUCGAUGCUUCUGUAUCCGAAGUAGCUAAACAGUAUGGCGACGAGAUAGCUAGCAAAAUAAAAGAUAUAGCCUCAAGGUUAUCAACAUCUACGCAGCCGGUGCAAAUCCUGCCUAAGCCACCUCAGCAGGAAAAGCCACCAGACCAAGAGAAUCCAACACCAGAUCCAACCCAUGUAACACCGUCGACUUCUUUCAAAACAAGGCCACCUUUUCCUGUGAACAAACCAUACGAUCUUCCGCCACCGUCUCCUGCUCAGGAUAUGGCAUCAGAAGCCCCCCAGAUAAUGACAGCAGCACCCUCCCCCUAUGAUAAUUCUACAGCUACAAAGCCAUUGAGUAUAGGUUCAUCCAAACCUAGUCCCACAACUUCCAAAAAGUCCGUCCAUUCUGAUGAUCAGACAUGUUCUAAAGAACCAAAGGUAGUCCGUAAAGUCCAGGAUCCUGAAUCGCAGACGUCUCAUGAUUCAAUAAAUUGUUCAAAAUGUGUUGAACAAGGAAAAAUUUGUAUUCGAGGCUGUCCGACAGCUGAUGAGAGAGCAGAUGAGAAAAAGCAAAAAGGAGGAGAAUAAAGCAUUUUACUGGAUGACGU
This is a messenger RNA of Helicoverpa zea (corn earworm), 1073 nucleotides long. RefSeq lists its product as uncharacterized. NCBI's taxonomy places the organism in Eukaryota, Metazoa, Arthropoda, Insecta, Lepidoptera, Noctuidae. The record is from RefSeq and is a predicted model, not a curated record. Bases 1 to 1053 code for a protein of 350 amino acids. The transcript has 5 exons.